This is a messenger RNA of Gigantopelta aegis, 2136 nucleotides long. Its product is annotated as 52 kDa repressor of the inhibitor of the protein kinase-like. Lineage: Eukaryota; Metazoa; Mollusca; Gastropoda; Neomphalida; Peltospiridae. The coding region runs from base 1 to 2136 and encodes 711 amino acids. The transcript has a single exon. The record is from RefSeq and is a predicted model, not a curated record. Gene Ontology annotation, molecular function: protein dimerization activity.
AUGUUUCCGCCCCGCAAUAAAAGUGUUGGUGUCUUAGUAAAUAAAGCAUUUACAAACCUCAGAAAAGCCAAGGGCUCAAAAGAUGGUAUUCUAGAUAACCAUAUGCGCCUUGACUACCACAAAGAUGCCCUGAUUGCUGCAGAAAUAGCCAAACAGAAUUCGAGUAAACCCUCACAACAGGUGGAUUGUAUCUUAGACCGGAAAAGAAAACAACUGUUUGAAGAUAACUUGCAUAUUUUGAAAUGCAUUGUUGAUGCAGUUGUUUUUUGUGGAAAACAGAAUAUUGCGCUUAGAGGACAUCGAGAUGACAGUAGUAAUACAGCUUCUAAUCGUGGCAAUUUCUUAGCAACUCUUGAUCUCAUGGCGAAAAGUGAUAAAAUUCUGCACACUCAUUUAGAAAGAGGACAACAAACAUCGAAAUACACCAGCAAAACUAUACAAAAUGAAAUUGUAGUCCUUAUCGGAGAUUUUAUUCGACACCACCUAACAUUAGGCAUUAAAGCUGGAUCACCUAGUCCAUUCUUUUCCAUAAUGGCAGAUGAGGUUACUGACACAUUUGGCAAUCAGGAAAUCCUAUCUCUUUGUUUGAGAUUUUUGCAAACAAAUGACGUAAAUAAUGUUGAAAUUAUCGAAGCAUUCUUCAAUUACUCGUUUUUGAAACGCACCACAGGUAAAGCAAUAUCUGAAAGCAUCCUUGAUAUUUUGCGGGCAAACGAACUAAACAUUGAUAACUUACGUGGGCAAGCUUAUGAUGGUGCAUCAGCCAUGUCUAGUGAGGUCAAUGGUGUAAAUGGGAGAAUUCGAAAUGUUGCUCCGAAAGCUCUAUACACACAUUGUAACAGUCACGUUCUAAACCUUUCGAUCGCAGCUUCGUGCAAGAUGACGCCUGUUAGAAACAUGAUAGGUUCAUUAAAUGAAAUAUACUUAUUAUUUCACAAUUCUCCGAAACGACAACGUUUUUUUGAACAGGUACUUGCUAAACUAAAAUGUGAAAGUACCAAAAAGAAACUUCUUGGUUUAUGUAAAACCAGAUGGGUGGAACGCCACAGUUGCUACGACACAUUCCAUGAGCUGUACUCAGAACUGACGACAUGCCUGGAUGCUAUUGUUAAUCCUGCACUAUAUCCUGACAUAUAUGGUGAAGAAAAUUGGUUGUGGGAUGCCAACACGAGAACCACAGCUCAGGGAUUGUUAACAACCAUCAAGUCAUUCCCAUUUAUAAUGGCAUUCUUGACCAUCAAAAGUUGUCUUCUGUCUGUCAUGCCUAUAGCGAAGCUUCUGCAGUGCAGUGAUCUAGAUUGCUAUGAAGCCUACAAUCUCAUUGGUCAGUCGGUUACUGACUUGAAAUCGAAUAGAAGCAACAUCGAUGGCAUAUUCAAAGAUUGGUACGGUGAGGCUGUCAAACUCUCCGAAGACAUAGGUGGAUAUGUCACAAUGUCACGUGUAGGUGGUAGAUUUCAGCAACAUCGUGACAACAUUCCAAGUUCCACUACAGAGCAAUACUUCAGGAACUCGAUAGCUAUUCCCUUUUUAGACCACCUUAUCACAGAGAUGGAAAGUAGGUUUUCAGAGGAUGCCUGUAAGUGUCGUCAUUUGUUUGGCCUUAUUCCCAAAUUGAUUGUCAAAACCAGUGACAUAGAAUUGUUACAUACAGAUCUGCAGUUCUGGAAAACUGACCUACCAACACCACUUAACCUCAAAUCAGAACUAGGUAGCUGGAAAAAGAUGUGGACAUCUAUUGGCAAUGAAUCCUCCUCAACAGAUUCUACGAAUAUGAGUUUCCAGGAAUCAGUGAUGCAGUGGUCAAGAAACAGGAAAUGUUCAACAGAUCCUGUUCCAGAUUCGUUGUUGCAGUCAUACCGAGCAUGUAACGAGGCAGUCUUUCCCAACGUGAAAGUAUUGCUUGCCAUUGCCUGUGUAAUGCCUGUUGGUAGUGCAUCGGCAGAACGUUCGUUUUCUGCACUACGGCGUGUCAAAACCUUCUUACGAAAUACCAUGGGAGAAGACAGACUAGCAGGACUUGCCUUGAUGCAUAUUCAUCAUUCUAUGAAAAUUGACAUUUCUGAAAUCAUUAGCAUGUUCUUACGAAAGCAUCGUCUCAGAAUGUUUCAAGAAUCCAUCAUGGCAAUUGUGUGA